UUAAUCAAGAAAGAUUUCGAAGGGCACGGUGUCGAAUUCGAAGGCUCAGAGAAGACGAAGAAGAAGAAGAAGAAGCUCCUCGAAAAUUCCAAUCGAUUUGAUCAUCCAGAAACAGGCGACACAGCGUAGGGAAAGAUUAUGUUCUACAGAGGAUAUGGAGAUGGUCCUGAUGGGCGUGAGAUGGGACCUAAGCGUCAAAGAAUGAUUGAUCAAGGUCCUCCUGGACCAUUCUAUGGACCUCAUCCUGGUUCUGGCUUUAUGUAUAAUAACCCUUAUGGUUUUGUUCCUCCUCCUCCACCUCCUCCUUUUCCUGUGGUUCGACUCCGUGGUUUACCCUUUGACUGCGCUGAGCUUGAUGUAGUAGAGUUUUUUCACGGUUUAGAUGUGGUCGAUGUCUUGUUUAUUCACAAGAACAAUAAGCUCACUGGAGAAGCCUUUUGCGUUCUUGGUUAUCCCCUCCAGGUUGAUUUUGCUCUUCAUAAGAACAGGCAGAACAUGGGAAGGAGAUAUGUCGAAGUUUUUAGGAGUACUAAACAAGAGUACUAUAAGGCUAUUGCUAAUGAGGUUGCGGAAUCUCGUGUCCAUGGUAUGGCUAGUGGUGGCAGUGGAGGUGGCAAUGGCGGUGGGGGUGGAGGUGGAAAUGGCGGUGGUGGAGGCGGAGUUAGUGGUGCAAGUCCAACUCGCAGCAGACAUGUGCAGAGGGCUAGGUCUAGUGAUGAUGGGAAAGAGAACAUUGAGCAUACGGGUAUCUUGAGAUUGAGAGGAUUACCGUUCUCAGCGGGAAAGGAAGACAUACUUGACUUCUUCAAAGAUUUUGAUCUGUCUGAAGACUCUGUUCAUGUUACUGUUAAUGGUGAAGGGAGACCCACUGGGGAAGCGUUUGUGGAGUUUAGGAAUGCGGAAGAGUCACGGGCUGCAAUGGUUAAGGAUAGGAAGACGCUUGGGAGCCGUUACAUAGAAUUGUUUCCUUCAUCGAUUGAGGAGUUAGAGGAGGCACUAUCAAGAGGAAGGUGAUACAACAUCUCUCUCUCUCUCUCUCAUGGUACUUACAAUCAUACCUCUUCUAAAUGGUUAUCCUAAGAUCACAAUUCCGAUGCAUUGAUGGUUCCGGUUUUCAUGUACUAUCUGGUCAAGAAUACUAGCGGGUUUUAUCCAUUCUUUAGAUUUUGUUGUGCUGUAUUGGUCAAGAUUUUUCAUGCACCUGGAAUCAAUUAGAAGUAAGUUUUGAAUCAAAUGGGUGCUUAAUGAUCUUUUGAUCCACUCGUGUUGUUUAUCGUAAGAACCCUUGUUGGAUUGUAACAUUAUUAUGCUUUACUAAAGUUGUUGAAAGAGAAAUCUUGAUUGAUACUCUUGUCUCAGAGACAUGUUGUUAUACCGUCACCGUCUCAAGGUCGUCAGGAACCUUGAAAAGAUGAAUCGUUUUUGGAAUCUUUGUAGUAAUUUGUAAAACAGACUAGUAAAAGCAAUUUGUCUUCAUUGAUAUUAUAGUUUCGUGAGAAAACAAAAACAGUA
Molecule: messenger RNA, 1512 nt
Organism: Camelina sativa (false flax)
Lineage: Eukaryota; Viridiplantae; Streptophyta; Magnoliopsida; Brassicales; Brassicaceae
Molecular function (GO): RNA binding
Source: RefSeq, a predicted model, not a curated record